Molecule: messenger RNA, 1116 nt
Organism: Cutaneotrichosporon cavernicola
Lineage: Eukaryota; Fungi; Basidiomycota; Tremellomycetes; Trichosporonales; Trichosporonaceae
Exons: 10
Coding region: 1-1116 (371 amino acids)
Biological process (GO): meiotic DNA recombinase assembly; reciprocal meiotic recombination; DNA repair
Cellular component (GO): Rad51C-XRCC3 complex; replication fork; Rad51B-Rad51C-Rad51D-XRCC2 complex
Molecular function (GO): crossover junction DNA endonuclease activity; ATP binding; four-way junction DNA binding
Source: RefSeq, a predicted model, not a curated record
AUGAGCGCGCCAACAUCCCAUCUAUCCCUUCCGCACUUCCUCAAACUUGCUCUCGCCGAGAACGGGUACCACACCGUAACGGACCUCGAGGGCUCCAGCCCGGCGGACUUGGCUGCUGAACUAGGCAUUGGACUUGUGCAGGCCCAGGAUGUACUCAGGCAAGCUGCUUCUUUAGCUGCCGGGCCGUCACGGCCCUCCUCUCGGCCCUCCUCCCCUACCCGGCCCCAAACAGCCGCCGACCUCCUCCACGCUGGCCCUGGCCCGCGCCUCUCAACCCUCUCCGGUGCACUCGACGGCCUCCUAGCCCAUUACUCACCCCUCCAUCUCGAGCCUCACCCGCAUAACCUGAAAGGUAAGGAGCGCGCACUAGUAGGCGCAGUCGUACCGGGGAUGGUGCUCGAGAUCUCGGGUCCGCCGGGGUCGGGGAAGAGCGUAGUGGCACUGAGUAUGGCUCUAAGUGGGGCAGUUGAGGGCACUGCCGCCCUCGUUAUCGACACGGAGGGCGCGAUGACGGCACAGCGUAUCGAAGCGGCCGCAAGAGCCUUCCUCGAUUCCCUCCCUGAACCUGGAAGUACAGUCGAGGAGAUACUAGGGCGCAUACAUGUCAUGCGCGUUGCGACGCAGGUGCAAAUGGUCGCUGUGCUGCACACCCUUGACGGCUGGCUCGAGAGUCAUCCUGCCGUCAAGCUCCUUGUCAUCGACACACUGAGCUACCACUUCAGGCAACCGAGUCUGGAACUGUCUGUCCGCAAGCGGAUCAUGGAACUGAUCAAGCUGAGUGUCGGCAAGGCCGCGACGGUGCGGGGAUGUGCGGUGAUUGCGACGUGCCAGAUGGCGACCAAGUUGCUCACCGCUGAGAACAAGCGGGCAACUUUUGAGACGGGCGAGCGCGCCGUGCUCAUGCCCUCGCUUGGCGAUGCGUGGACAACAGAGCGGACAGUGCGCGUGGCACUGUUUCGCGGACGCGCUGGCGACGACCUACGAUACGCGCACGCUUCGACGACUUCUACCCCGGGGAGCAGCCACAGAAGCGAUCCACCAUGGGCGUCGUUCGACAUCGACACGUCCGGGCUACCUUGCGACAUGCCGCCUGCGCCCACCGACGACGACGUCUGA